This is a messenger RNA of Penicillium malachiteum, 762 nucleotides long. RefSeq names its product Aldolase-type TIM barrel. The transcript has a single exon. NCBI's taxonomy places the organism in Eukaryota, Fungi, Ascomycota, Eurotiomycetes, Eurotiales, Aspergillaceae. Bases 1 to 762 code for a protein of 253 amino acids. Gene Ontology annotation, molecular function: NADPH dehydrogenase activity; FMN binding. The record is from RefSeq and is a predicted model, not a curated record.
AUGGGUCGUGCUGCGUAUUCCGACGUGGCCCGAGAGGAAGGCGUCGAUAUCAUAGGGCCCAGUGCAAUCCCGAUAGAAGAGGGCGCUCCAGUACCCCGAGAGAUGACUUUUGACGAGAUCCAGCAGGUGAUUUCGGAUUUUGUAUACGCUUCGAUGAAAGCGAUGGAAGCCGGUUUUAAUGGAGUUGAGGUUCAUGGUGCGAAUGGGUAUUUGCUAGAUCAGUUUCUUCAAGACACCAGUAACCAGCGCCAAGGUGAGUUCGGCAGUAGUGUGAAGAAUCGAUCUCGUCUUUUGGAUUGUGUGAUUAAGGCUGUUGCGAACGCUAUUGGUCCUGAUCGUUUCGGGCUUCGAUUGAGUCUAUGGAGUGUGUUUCAGGGUAUGCGCAUGUCGGGUCUAAUCCCACAAUUCACGAAUAUCAUUCUCAAGGCCAGAAAAUUCAAUAUUGCCUAUCUUCACUUGAUUGAAGGACGAGUGACCGGCGCGAGAGACAAUGACAGUCAUGAUACACUGGACUUUGCAUAUGAUCUUUGGACUGGCCCUGUUCUGGUUGCCGGUGGUUACACUCUAUCAGAGGCAAGGAGAUUGCUUGAUGAGAUACACCCGGAUAAAAAGAUUUUGGUCGUUUUCGGUCGAUAUUUCAUCUCGAAUCGUGAUCUUGCUUUCAGAAUGAGAGAGGGGUUAGAGCUCACUGCGUACAGAAGGGAUACGUUUUAUGCGGUCGGCUCGCCUGUGGGAUAUUCAGAUUAUGCAUUUAGCAAGUAA